Molecule: messenger RNA, 4644 nt
Organism: Anopheles funestus (African malaria mosquito)
Lineage: Eukaryota; Metazoa; Arthropoda; Insecta; Diptera; Culicidae
Gene: Lrt
Exons: 4
Coding region: 1600-4254 (884 amino acids)
Molecular function (GO): protein binding
Source: RefSeq, a predicted model, not a curated record
UACAGCAGACAGGGAUCAGUCAACCGGUUCCCAAACGAACAGGGGGAAGGAUUGUCGUGGAAGCAACAGUAGCAACAGUACCAUGGGACAACAAUGAAAGGAAGAAUUGUACAAAACGACGAAAGGCGAUGCAGAAUAUGUAAGCAGGAAGGAUAAAGUUAAAAAAGUCGGCGGAAAUGUUGAGGUAAACGUGAUGGAUUACGAACGGAAAGAGAGACCACCGGUACAAACAGGAAGACGGAGAGGUCGUGUAGGUAGAACGAGCCAAAAGGAAACACACCGAAUCGUGUGUGGGUGAAACGACAAAAAAGGGAAUAGGGGUUUGUUUGCGUAAAAAAAAACCACACACACCCUACCUACCCUGCUAAGAGAAACAAAACAAAAGGGCGGGCAUAGCGUGCUCCAGCAAGAAGGAGAGAGAGAGAGAGAUCGCAGCCGGAAUGAGAGAGAAUACAAAACAAAGGCGCACACACUCACAUCUGGAAGCGGUUUCUUCGAACCGCGGAUCGUGUCGCGGAUCACAGUCGAUCAAGUGAACGAGAGGCGACCGCACGCGUUUGUAGCGAAAGUAAACAACUCGCGUGUAUGCAUUACGCAUUAUCGCGUUGUGUCACCGGUGACUAGAUGUCGGGACAGAAAGGUUGAUAAAAUAUCGUAGAAUCGGUGAAGAAUUGCUUCGUACAGCCUCUUCAGGUUUCAGGUGAACUUUAGUCAAAUCGUUGCGUGUUUGUGGCGGAGAAUUACAACGAUCCAAAUGGCAUUGGAUGGUACAGAUCGCACCUGUUUGUGAAGAUUAAGUGAAAAAAUCAGCAAUAGAACGACGUCCUUUAAGAAUAAUUGCAUCUGUGGGCUUAUCGGUGCCUUCGCUAGAAGGCAAAGAUCGCCGCCGUGUAUCAGUCGUUCUACAAUUUAAGUGUCGCAAGUGUCGUACAAGUUUACUGCUCCAGUACUGUGUUCGGUACCCGUGUCAGUUGCGAAUAGCUUUGCAAGAGCGCUUUACGUUGGCGGAAUUUAAAACCCGCAAAGCUGUUGGGUGCACCCUUCCCAUAUGGGAGGUUUAGAAGAUCUCGUUUAGGUUCGUUUCGGAGUGGAGAGCAUAUUUUGUUGCCGUGUGUGAAUUUUGUUUGGUAGCGCCUGUUGGUGCUGUUUUGUUGUCUUACCGGUUUUUUUGUAGAGUGUGUGCCCACGACAACUCCUUGGAUCGUUCCAAUUAUAACGGCCAAAUACCCAAGAAAAUAAACGACCUCGUGAUCUUUCGUUACGGUGGCUUAUCUUUCCUUGCGUCUGUGGGUAGUUUUUACCAGCUUUUCUCCGGUGUAGUGAUCUCUGGCCUUAGCACGUCCAAACCAGUAGGCAGCAGUAGGCGUUGUUAAAAUUGUCAUCCAGUGAAGGGAUUCGGAUAUUUGGAUCACUUUCCUUUGCUGGACGGUAGCAGUUAACCAGUCCAUUUUGAUACACCCGGAACACUGUCUGGAGUGCCACUUCCGAAAGAAGGACAACGGAAAAGCGAAGAAACGAUUCAACAGCACGAAUGAAGUCUCAGCGAUAGCGACAACGCCUCAGUUGCUAACAACAGCACCACCGCCACAGAACACCAGGAUGAAACCUCAAUCAAGAUUUCAAUUACUGUACAUAUGUCUAGUCGUAGGACAGCUGAUUGCCAUCGGAUAUGGUGCAGAGAUUAUGACAGCAGGCAUUGCUGGUGGGGGAACGGGAUCCAGCAACAAUCGUACAUCGUCUAGUCAGUCUGCGUCAGCACCAUCCGCCUACCAAAGCCCACUGUUGAGGACUGUCCGUCCGUCAUCUAGUUUUAGCAGUAGCACCAUUACCACCAUUACCACUGACUCCACCACCACAACAACCACAACCAUUAGCAGUAGCAAUCGAACAAAAGACGACAUGGCGCAGGAUGCACAGGAUGCAUUCGGAACGGCGUGGACCGCACGGAAGUUUGUCAAUAAACCGAUCUACGAUCGGAAAACCGCAUUCGGAAAACGUUUCGAAGGUGCCCUACAACCACGCAUUAGAGACCUGGGUGACUGGCGAUGUCCAAACGUGUCCGAGGGCGCUAAUCUAGAGUGCAGCUGUGACUUACCGCAUACGCUACGCUGUAGCGGCGAUCUGCAUGGGUUGGAAGUAAUAGCAGACAGCUUGCGCCGUUCGCCAUACGAGGUAUCUCUGUUGGACUGUACGCUCAAGAACGUGACCAGCAUUAGUGAUGCGAACAUCUUCCAAAACGUCUCACUGCAAGGUUUGGUGAUCUCGUCCGGAGAAAUUAAGCGAGUGCACAGGCUCGCCUUUGCCGGCAUUCGAACACCGCUGCAAGCGCUCGGUCUACCCAGCAACGCCCUGGAAGUCGUCCCUGUACAGUCUCUCGGUGCUGUUGGGCAACUCGAUCGUUUGGAUCUUUCGUUCAACAAGAUAAAAGCGCUGCAAAAUAGUGAUUUCUUGACCGUACCCAAACUAUCCUAUCUGGAGCUGAGUAGCAAUCAAAUUUCCCUUAUUGCUCCUAAAAGUCUUGCUCCGUUGAAAAAUUUGCUUCAUCUCAAGCUAAACGGGAACCGGUUAGGGGACUCACCGGAAAGCCUGAAAGCCUUAACAUCUUGCUUGAGCCUUAAAGAAUUGCAUUUACAUUCCAAUAGGAUCCGAGGGCCCUUGCUAAAUACGACGCUCCCACGAAUUCGUGGGCUAGAGAUUCUAUAUCUGGAUAAAAACAGCAUCUCAAGCAUUCACAAUGGUGCACUGGAGGCAUAUCCCUACCUACAGAUGCUAUCUCUACGAAGCAAUCAAAUCGAUGUACUGCAAGAUCACGCCUUUUCCGGAUUAGCCUCACUCCAAAUGCUUGAUCUGGGACAUAAUGGCAUCGUCACCAUUUCGGACGCAUCUCUCAAACAUCUCCCGCGACUCAUCAUCCUUGAUUUGACGCACAACUUUCUGCGUGCGCUGACGGCCGAUGUUGUUGCACCGUUACCUGCCCUGAAGGAGCUACGAUUGGAUGGGAACGAUAUUUCCUUAAUUGCAGAGAACGCACUAGUUAACGCAACGCAACUUCACAGUCUGUCUCUGGAGAGCAAUCCACUCGUGUGUGACUGUACGAUGAAGCCAUUCUUACAUUGGUUAGCUGGAGCACGACCUGCUUCACAAGGCAUUCUUGGAGCAAUAUGUGCCACACCGCCGUAUCUGGAGGGUGCCGAUCUGUUACAGCUCGCACCAGAAACACUUACAUGCGGUGAGGGUAACAACAAGCAGCAGACCGAUAAUGAUACUUUCCAAACCAUCGAGGUGAUGCUGAAGCUGAAGAACAACGCGUCGUAUGUGCGGGAUGUUGGUAGUGAGAUAAGAUUGAGGGAAAUAAAUUUCACGGACGAAAGUGAGGUCUUCCUGAGCUGGCUGCUAGGCACGGAUGAUUAUUCCUGUCGGUUCGUGUACGUGUUUCACACGGAUGAUCCUGAAACGAUUCUGUUCAACUCGGAGGUCUCUUGCGUUGUGAAACCGGAAGCACCUAUUACGACCAUGGAGUACAUCUACAGUGCCAAGCUGCUAGGAGCGUACGAUUUGCAAAGCAAUGUCAUUUACAAAUUUUGUCUCAUCAUGAAGGAAGACAUUUCAAAGGAUGAGUAUCUAGGUGCCUGUAAGGUGGCCGCUUUACCACGUCCUCAGAUCAACACGGCGAAACGGAAGUCGAUAAAGAAGGAGCUUCAAAUCAGCACGCGCCAGACAAACGAGUCAGAUAUUUCGGACUUUGAUCGUAUCUCCUCCGACUUUCGGCAUGACGAUCGGAAUCGGGACGAGCUGCUGAAGGGUAAUAGUGACGAUGAGGACGAUGAUGUGCAAGAUGCUGAAGAAAGUGAUCGUGUCGAUCAUGCCGUUCCGGAUACGCUAGACUACAACGACAACAGUGACGCAGACAAUGACGGCGACGAUGAUGAGGAUAGCGAUGAAAGUGUCGGUGUGCUAUCGAAUCACAUUCGGGACGAUCCCGAUUUCCGGCAGUUACAACUAGCGGCCGAAGCGGAAGCAGCACGCUUACCCUCAGUGCACGGUGGCCGUGUACUGCUCGAGGGAUUGGGCACAAUCAUUAUUAUCACCAGCUUGGUAGCGUUUAUUUGGGGCCUGGUACGUUUCAAGGGGGAACAUCGUCAUCUGCCCUCGAUGGCGAGCUGCUACGCGGUAGACGAACGGAGGCGUAGCUCACACCAGGACGUAGAAAGUCGUAGUCGCUACUUUAAGCUACAGGCCACCACCAGUCUGUGAGGCGGUUGUUUCCGCUGAGGUUUGUUUGUUUUGCAACUCAAUGUGCCACGGUUUGUUCCGUGGCCAAUGUUCGAUCGAUUUCAUACGUACGGGCAGGAGUGGGGAAAAAACACGAACAAAUUAUGUAAAUUGCUGUACAUAGAGAUUUGAAGCGUGUAGUCGAUAGGAAAAAAGGAUGUUAUUUAUGAUAGUCGGUAAGUCCGGUGGGUGCACGGAAAAUGUGACCCUGAGUGUAAAAGCAGAUGUGUGCGUGUGUAAGUUUGUGUUCGUUUGCGAGAGAAAUCGUUAACAUUCUGUUGUAUUUUACACUUCAUUCUACUAAUCGUAUUGUGCCAUGUGUGGACAGUGUUGCGUGUUUUGGGAAGGGAAAGUAACUAAAAGCGCGUAAUG